This is a messenger RNA of Spirodela intermedia, 756 nucleotides long. The record is from the annotation of a GenBank genome assembly. Lineage: Eukaryota; Viridiplantae; Streptophyta; Magnoliopsida; Alismatales; Araceae.
AUGAUGGAAACAAAAGUUGUUGAAUCCGAAAUGUUUUUAAUUUUUUUUGAUAUAUUGACGAAGGAUGUAAAUUUUUUGAUGGACAGGUCAUUGACAGCCCCUGCUCAAGUUUUUGAACAGCCCAUACAUGACUCAGAUAUGACUGCUUGUGCCCUUUGUUCUAGUUAUGAAUAUGCAGAAAUAGAGUGUCCUAGAUAUGAAGGGUUGAUGACAAUGAAUGAUAGAGUUAGGCCCCCUCAACUUAUUGCUGGAAACUUAUGGCCAGAAAGGACACCUCAACCUCCUGCAUACACAACAUACUAUAACAAUUACAACAACCAAAAUUAUAAACGAGGAAAUAGUAACACCUAUCAACCAUCAUUCUUCCCUCAAACAGCUCGAAAUUUCCAGCAAUAAACUCCCUUCCAGCCAAUCUCACGCCCACAUAAUUUUCAGUCCGCUCAAGCAACCCAUCCUGCUCAAAAUGAAGCCACCUUGGCUACUAAUGAAUUGUUGCAGCAGAUGUUGCAGGAGCAAAGAGAGCAAAUGCAAGAGCUGAGGACAGAAAUGGAAACAAUGAAGAUGAUGAUGGGAGGGCAGUCACAACAAAGCUACACUACAACCGAUAAACAAAAAGGUAAAAUGGGUGAAGUAGGGUCAAGUGAUCGUGAAGCAGGUCAAUUUCCUACUCAACCUGUAGUAAAUCCGCGAAAUUUACAUUUUUCUGUAAAUAAACAUAAUGUUCAUGAAGUAAACAGUAAAGGACUUGAGUUAUAA